UCCCCAGAGACUGCACUGUCUUCUCUCUACCGUCGAACUUGCAGAAGCAGAAAACAUGGACAUUACCAUCCAGCACCCCUGGUUCAAACGAGCUCUUGGACCCUUAUUUCCAAGCCGUUUGUUUGACCAGUAUUUCGGAGAGGGUCUUUUCGAUUAUGAUCUCCUGCCUUUGUUCUCUUCCACCAUCAGCCCCUAUUACAGGCACUCUCUCUUCCGCACCGUUCUGGAAUCAGGCAUUUCAGAGGUGAGGUCUGACCGGGACAAGUUUACAAUCCUCCUGGAUGUAAAACACUUCUCUCCCGAAGAUCUGAGUGUGAAGAUUAUGGAUGACUUUGUGGAAAUCCAUGGCAAGCACAAUGAGAGACAGGACGACCAUGGCUACAUUUCCCGCGAAUUCCACCGCAGAUACCGCCUGCCUUCCAACGUGGACCAAUCUGCCAUCACCUGCUCCCUGUCUGCUGAUGGCAUGCUGACUUUCUCUGGCCCAAAAGUCCAGUCCAACAUGGACACCAGCUAUAGCGAGAGACCCAUUCCUGUAUCCCGAGAGGAGAAGCCCGCCUCGGCUCCUUCUUCCUAGGCUGAUCCUGCUGAUGAAGCAUCCAGGCGUCUGUCACCAUUCGCAGGCCUCAUUCACAGAGUCAUUACAUAGGUACCAGUGAAUAUCUAGAGGGGGUUAUUUUUUGUUUUAAAUUUUUCUUGGAUGACUGAGGGGCUGGGUGAGAAGCUAGUGGAUUUUGAAGCUUAAGCCUAAACAUUGUGAUGUCAGGAUGACAUGAAACAAGUGUGCUGCCAAACUGAUGUAUUUGCUGAAAAGGUCUUUAAACUGUCCUGGAUUUUGGUAACAUCUACCAAAUAUGAAUGAGUGCACAAUUAACAUUAGCUCCCAACACACCCAUCAUUAGCACAAGGCUUGUAUGGUGAAAAGCCCAGCAGACCUGCUCUAGCCUAAAGAAAUUAAAGUCGGAGCUAAGUUGAUUACUGUGAAAAAACCCUGAGAGACUGUGCACUUGCAAUGAAUGUGCCAUGAGUUUCUUAGAACAAAAGCGAGAACAACAGUGUGUAAUGUUUGGGAGUUGCAACAUUUUUUCAGCAAAGUCUUUAAGUGUAUCUGUUUACACCACUGCAGAGUCAUCUUCCAUUAGUGACAACUGAUGCAAGGACAAGCACGUCUUUCCAAUGUGUUUGUAGACCCUUUGGGGGGUCCAUCAUUGUGCUGAGGCUUCAAAUCCCUACCGAGCUCUCCCCAGCCUGCAUGUAGCACACCAUCUUUGUUAAUCUUGCUGUAAUUCUAAUAUAGCUCCAACUGUUCUAAUGAUAUCUGACACACAAUCUGAGA
Messenger RNA from Malaclemys terrapin pileata, 1336 nucleotides. It is a transcript of the gene CRYAA, whose product is annotated as crystallin alpha A. The transcript has 3 exons. Gene Ontology annotation, molecular function: protein folding chaperone; structural constituent of eye lens. The record is from RefSeq and is a predicted model, not a curated record. Gene Ontology annotation, biological process: protein refolding; response to heat; lens development in camera-type eye. Bases 56 to 577 code for a protein of 173 amino acids. NCBI's taxonomy places the organism in Eukaryota, Metazoa, Chordata, Testudines, Emydidae.